Messenger RNA from Fusarium graminearum PH-1, 1314 nucleotides. RefSeq lists its product as uncharacterized. Gene Ontology annotation, molecular function: transmembrane transporter activity. The transcript has a single exon. Bases 1 to 1314 code for a protein of 437 amino acids. NCBI's taxonomy places the organism in Eukaryota, Fungi, Ascomycota, Sordariomycetes, Hypocreales, Nectriaceae. The record is from RefSeq and is a predicted model, not a curated record. Gene Ontology annotation, biological process: transmembrane transport.
AUGAUCAUAGUCUCAGGCUUUGCUUCAAACAUCUACUUUCCCGCCCUUCCGACUAUUGCUCAUGAUCUGGACGUCUCUGUCGAAUUGAUCAAUCUCACGGUUACUUCCUACCUCAUUUUUCAAGGGCUAGCUCCCAGCCUCUGGGGCCCUAUAUCAGAUGUCAAAGGGCGCCGGGUGGCAUACUCGCUCACCUUUGUCGUCUUCUUGGGAGCAUGUAUUGGUCUAGCAGAGGCCAAGAAUUACGCUACUAUGAUUGUGCUGAGAUGCAUUCAGAGCACCGGCAGUGCCAGUACGAUCGCCAUCGGUUCCGGCGUCAUCGGAGAUAUUACAACCCGAGACAACCGUGGUGGACUCAUGGGUAUCUUCCAGGCUGGGCUUUUGGUGCCUGUGGCAGUAGGACCAAUCAUUGGCGGCGCUCUAGCUGGAUCUCUCGGUUGGAGAUCUAUAUUCUGGUUUCUGGUCAUCUACAGCGGCAUCUUCUUGCUGUGCCUGAUUCUCCUUUUACCCGAGACGCUGAGGUCCAUUGUCGGUAAUGGGAGUCGGACACCUACGCAGGUCAUAUCCAAGUAUCCCUUGUUUUUCUACCAGAAGACCACCAGAACGAAACGGAACCAAAACGAAGACACCACAGUACCUAUUGAGAAGAAGACCAUCGAUAUCACAGGACCCUUUCGCAUCCUGAUCAGCAAGCAGGCGGCCCCCAUUAUCGUAUUUCUCGCAGUCUAUUACGCGGUUUGGCAGAUGAGCAUCACCGCUAUGUCUAGUCUAUUCGAAGACAAAUAUGGCCUAAGCGAGACUCAUAUUGGGUUGACCUUCAUCGCGAAUGGCGUGGGCUCCAUGGUUGGUACUCUUGUUACAGGGAAAAUACUCAAUAUGGAUUACCGUCGCGUCAAGGCCCGGUAUGAGACUCAGCCUGCACAGGGCAAUCCAGAUGCGGACGUUGAAACCCUUGAUGUGCAGAAAGCGAGAGAAAGAGACUUCCCACUCGAGACGGCGCGUCUACGCCUCGUCCCAUUAUUCUCUCUCCUCCAAUGUGCAUCAAUCAUGCUCUUCGGCUGGACUAUUCAAUAUCCUAAUAAGGUUCACAUCGCCGUGCCAAUUGUCUCGACAUUUAUUACAGGCUGGACUGCUGUCUCCACACAGUCAGUGGUCAUGACAUACCUAGUUGACGUGUAUAGCGACCGCAGCGCUGCAGCCAGCGCCAGUCUGAACCUCGCCAGGUGCUUAUUCGCUGCGGGAGGCACGAGUUUUAUUAUGCCCAUGAUCAACUCUAUUGGUGUUGGAUUGGCCUUUACUGUCUGUGUCGCGGUGUAG